Molecule: messenger RNA, 1043 nt
Organism: Diospyros lotus (date-plum)
Lineage: Eukaryota; Viridiplantae; Streptophyta; Magnoliopsida; Ericales; Ebenaceae
Product: nuclear transcription factor Y subunit C-1
Exons: 3
Coding region: 66-731 (221 amino acids)
Biological process (GO): regulation of DNA-templated transcription
Cellular component (GO): nucleus
Molecular function (GO): DNA-binding transcription activator activity, RNA polymerase II-specific; DNA binding; protein heterodimerization activity
Source: RefSeq, a predicted model, not a curated record
UCUCUCUCUCACUCUCUAUUUCAGAGCCUUUGUCCGAGAAGAUACCUCCGAUUUCGCGUCGGAAAAUGGAGAACAACCAACAGCCACCGCCCACGGCGGCGCAGCCGGCCCCGGCCUUCCCCCAGCCGCUGCAGCAGCAGCCCUACCAUCACCUUCUCCAGCAGCAGCAGCAGCAGCUCCAGAUGUUCUGGAACUACCAGCGCCAAGAGAUCGAGCAAGUGAACGACUUCAAGAACCACCAGCUCCCCCUCGCUCGGAUCAAGAAGAUCAUGAAGGCCGACGAGGACGUGCGCAUGAUCUCCGCCGAGGCGCCGAUCCUCUUCGCCAAGGCCUGUGAGCUCUUCAUCUUGGAGCUCACCAUCCGGUCCUGGAUCCACGCCGAGGAGAACAAGCGCCGGACGCUCCAGAAGAACGACAUCGCCGCCGCCAUCACCAGGACCGAUAUCUUCGAUUUCUUGGUGGACAUUGUGCCCAGGGACGAGAUCAAGGACGAGGGGGGGCUAGGGUUGGUUGGCGCGACGGCCAGCGGGCUGCCAUACUACUACCCACCCAUGGGGCAGCCUGCGCCGGCGCCGGGGGUGAUGAUUGGCCGGCCGGCGGUGGAUCCGGCGGUGUACGUGCAGCCGCCGCCAUCCCAGGCUUGGCAGUCGGUGUGGCAGGCGGCCGACGACGGGUCCUACGCUAGUGGUGGGAGCGGCGGGCAGGCCAAUCUCGACGGGCAAGGAUUUUAAUCAUCGAUGUAGUCUUCAAAUGGUUUUUGCUUAAAGGAUGUAGUUUGUGUUCAUGUUUGGCUGUGUCAAGCUUCUAAAUUCUCUUCAGUUAAUUUGCGGAGAUUUGAAUCCUAUGAUCUGAAAGAUGGAGGGCUCCUUGGCUUUGUUCAUGCUAUUGGAAUUUUGUUAUUUGCCAAUUAUAAAUACUUGGCUUGGCUGCUAAUUAUAUAAUUUAUGUCAGAAUCAAGCAACGACUGUGCACUGUUAGAAACAAAGCUCUUAAAUCUUCAUCAUGUGCAGUUACAGAAUCGCUUCUGCGAAGCUUCUCUAUCA